AUGGAGACAGCGCUGACCGCGUGGGCCGACGCUACAGCACCGGUUGACGUAUCGAAUGUGCAAAAGAAUCGUCUGCUCUAUACAUCGGUGUGUGAAAAUGUCGCUUUGGCGCGUACAUACGGUCAGAAUAGCGGAACAAAAGACGAAGACGAUGAGCGAUACCACUGCCGUCCUUGGGACCACGCGCAUUUCCUCGCUCGCGUGAGGAGCUUCUGCACGUCUUGGUGGUUUGCUAAGCCACGUGAAAUCAUUUCUCUCGAGUGUGCGCGUCAUGGAUGGAGCAACUCGGGACCUGAUGAGUUGCAGUGCAGUUGUUGCAAGCAGUUUUUGUGCUUUCGGCUGGACAGCAAAUUGAGUGCAAAGGGCGUGCUGACAGUGGUACAGACGUUUGCUGGUCAGCUCGUCACGGGCCACACGGAACUCUGUCCUUGGCGAGGCAAUCCAUCUCCCGAAUCAUUCAUGACGCUUCCGAUUGCGACGAAGCGACAAGUGUUUGAAGCAUUUAUGGACCGUAUGCGGAUCGAAACGACAAAAAUGCAAAGCGACGCUACGUUUGAGAAGCGAAUGGUUAGUGUCAGCAUUGCUGAUACGAUAACCUCCCGGAUAUCGAGCGAAAUGAGUGGGGAUGAAGACAUCGUAGUUGAUUUGAAUGGCUCGGUAUGGGCGUCGAAUCUUGUGGCGAAACUGGAUCGGCAAGACAACGGACUAGUGGACACGAAAGCCUUCGUCAAUGCUGCACUAUUGAUUGUGUGUGGAUGGAAGUUUGACGAAAAGGACGGGGCAAAAGCAGACAUGCUUGUAUGCAGUUUUUGUGAGCGGCAAUGGUCGGCUUUUGCGAAGACGACAAGCGGGGAAGAUGUUGGGGAUGGAGAGCCUCCGGCGAAGCGUUUCAGGACCGAUGUUGAUUGCAGUGUGGAUCUACUAUCACAGCACCGACACUUUUGUCCGUGGAUUGUCGAGCGAAAGUCUACCGAUGUCAAUGACUUUUAUGGGAUCGAUGCGCAAUUUGUCAAGCUGCCAGGAUGGAAGCAGUAUGCUCAGGCUUUGGUCUUUCUUGGCAAAUCGGACGACAAUGUUACCAAAGUUACUGACGCGAGUGAUGCGAGUGAAAAAAGAGCGAUCGAUCCGGUGCAAGCUCUAGCGACAGUGCAAGCUCUUCUUGGCGUGUAA
Messenger RNA from Hyaloperonospora brassicae, 1170 nucleotides. NCBI's taxonomy places the organism in Eukaryota, Oomycota, Peronosporomycetes, Peronosporales, Peronosporaceae. The record is from the annotation of a GenBank genome assembly.